Messenger RNA from Eucalyptus grandis, 1756 nucleotides. RefSeq names its product probable nucleoredoxin 3. NCBI's taxonomy places the organism in Eukaryota, Viridiplantae, Streptophyta, Magnoliopsida, Myrtales, Myrtaceae. The record is from RefSeq and is a predicted model, not a curated record. Bases 248 to 1450 code for a protein of 400 amino acids. The transcript is spliced from 3 exons.
ACCUUAUGUUUUUUUUUUUUUUUUUUGGUCGAACUGUAGCUUACCUUCUUGACACGCCGCUUCUUCCUCCCCUCGACCUCUUUUUCAUAUCUUAAACGAAUCAAUGCAUCGUAAACACCGCCCGGACAACCGUGCCGACCCAUUCGUGCAUCCGAAAAAAGGGGGAAUAUACCUUUUGGGAUAAUUCCAGGCGGCAAGCAAAGCAUCUCAUUUCGAUCUUAUCCCCACUUCACUCGGACACUUUUACAUGCCCUCCCUCCCCUCCAACCCCCACACGACUCUCUGCUCUCUGCACUUGGGGGCGCUCGCCAUGUCCGAUCAAAGUGCUCUCGACGUCUUGGCGUCCCAUGGGGUCACCUGUCUCUUGUCUUCUCAUGGCCAGGUUCCCCUCUCCUCCCUUGAAAACCGGUCAGUCUGCAUCCUCUUCUCUGCAAAUUGGUGCAGGCCUUGUAGAACCUUCGUUCCUCAGCUGGCGCGGCUGUACGAGACCGUGAAUGCUGCUGGUGAGCAUCCGCUGGAGAUCCUGUUCGUUUCCUCGGAUCACGACGAGAAGGCUUUCGAUGAGCACUUCCGGUGCAUGCCCUGGCUCGCCGUCCCCUUCGAUGCGAGCUUGCACGGACGGCUCAAUAAACACUACCGCGUCCAUCGCAUUCCAUCCCUUGUUCCGUUGACUUCGGAAGAGAUGCCGGGUCAUGACGAGUUGAUUGGCAUGAUAGAAGAUUACGGAGCUGAAGCAUUCCCUUUCACGAAGAAAAGGCUAGAGGAGCUCAAGCUUCUCGAUGCUUCCAGGCGCGAAGGUGGAAACUUGGAGCGCCUAUUGGCCGGGGAAGGUCGAGACUGUCUUCUCCUCUCCGACGGUGGAGCUGGAAGGCUGCCGGUACCCCAUCUCGUUGGAAAGACCGUGGGGCUCUACUUCGGGGCAAGCUGGAGCCCCCCGUGUUCUGAUUUCACCCAACAACUCAAGGAAGCUUAUGCGGAGCUCAAAGCAGCCGCUAGAGAUCAAUGCUUCGAGGUCAUAUUCGUGUCGACGGAUGGUAAUAAGGAGGAAUUCGAGGCGGGCACGAGCAGCAUGCCGUGGCCGUUCAUUCCAUACGAGGACAAGAGCCGAAAGGACCUGUGCAGGAUCUUCGGCAUCCGGAGGAUUCCGGCGCUGAUAAUCGUGGGCCGAGACGGGAGGACGGCGAGCCGGGAGGGGAGGGAGAUGGUGUCGGAGUACGGGGCGAUGGGGUUCCCGUUCACGGCGGAGAGGAGGAGGGAGAUAGAGGAGGCGCUGAGGGAGGAAGGGGAGAAGCUGGGGAGGAGGGAGGUGAAGGACGCGAGGCACGAGCAUGCGCUGAAGCCGGGGAUGGCCAAGGCGUAUGUAUGCGACUCCUGCAAGAGAGAAGGCAGGUUCUGGGCCUUGUCCUGUGAAGACUGCAACUACGACCUUCACCCCACCUGCUUGAAUUAGCAUCCGACUCGUGCAUGGUACAUUCUUAGUUGCACUUGAAUUAGCAUCCGAAUGCUACUACGACCUUCACCCCCACCUGCUUGAACUAAUAUCUUGACUCGGGCAUUGGCAGAUUCUUAGUUGCACUUUUGGAUGUGAUUGUAAUGUAACCUAUCGAAUGCUACUUACUACACUCGAUUUGAUGAGACCUCUCUACUACUUAUAUCAAAGUGGCGCAUGCCAUCUCAUCGACGACUAAUCCUAUCGAGGCAACUACCAAACAUUCCAAGCCUCGGCUUGGCUCUUUAUUUUUUAGCAUUGGACUGA